Cucumis melo (muskmelon) is the source of this 936-nucleotide messenger RNA. RefSeq lists its product as uncharacterized. The record is from RefSeq and is a predicted model, not a curated record. The coding region runs from base 177 to 665 and encodes 162 amino acids. The transcript has a single exon. NCBI's taxonomy places the organism in Eukaryota, Viridiplantae, Streptophyta, Magnoliopsida, Cucurbitales, Cucurbitaceae.
UGAAAAAGAAAAAACCCCCUCUCUCUCUCUCUCUAGCCCAUCCCCCAAAAACCUUUUAUAAAAAGCGCUUAACAAAAUCAAAUCCAAAAACCCUCAACCAAUAUUUUCUUCUCAAAUCCUUUCAAAAAUCCCCAACUACUACUUUCAUUCGCAUUAAUCAUCUUUCUCUCCUUCUUAUGGCGACCGGAAAAAGCUGUUACGGUCGUUCCAAUUACCGUUUCCUCACCGGCGACAUCUCCGGCCACCACCACCACCACUCCUUCACUUCCGAUUUCUCCUUCGAACUCAACGAAUCUGACAUUUACAACUCGGGUACGGCGAGAUCUCCUACGCGAAUCCCGAAGAAGAAAAUUUCGUCGAAACGAGUGGAGGUGCAGGGGGGAGGUGGAGCGUCAUCGUUGCCGGUGAAUAUUCCGGAUUGGUCGAAGAUUUUGAAGGAGGAAUAUAGAGAGAAGAGGAGUUCGGAAUACGCGGAUGACAUGGAAGAUGAUGAAGAUGAAGAGGAAGAAAUGAGAGUUCCACCUCAUGAGUUUCUGGCGAGGCAAAUGGCGAGGACGAGGAUCGCAUCGUUUUCGGUGCACGAAGGAAUUGGGAGGACGUUGAAAGGGAGAGAUCUGAGUAGGGUAAGAAAUGCAAUUUGGGAAAAAACUGGGUUCGAGGAUUGAAAGAUGAUAAUAAUAACAACAAUAAUAAUAUAUUGGAUGAGAUUAAUUAAUUUAAUUAACGCAAGUAGUUUUUUUUUUCCAUUUUAGGACGUAAAUAUUUGUUGUUAAAAUGGGAAGGAAGGAAGGAAAGAAAGAAUGAUGUAUGUAAUUUCUUCCUUCCUUCCAAUGUCGUUUUUUUCCUUUUUUUUUCUUUUUAAAUCUUUCUAAUUUAUUGGAUGGAUGGAUUGAUAUUCCAUUAUAUUAAAUGAAUGUAAAAUAUUUAAAAGACUAA